CAUCCAAAAGCUUCCCAUGUUUCCAAAGACGACAACAGCAACAACAACCAAAAUGCCCGUCGCAAUCUCAAGACAGCCAUUCAUCUGUCUUCGCCGUCUACCGAAGACGAAACGCACAUACGCCACCUCGCAAACACCACUCCCACCCGCACCUCCCACCUCGGGCGCAGCAAAGCUCUCCACCCGCCGCCUCAUCUCGCUCCAUGGGCCCGACGCUCCCAAGUUCCUCCAAGGCAUCAUAACCAACAACGUCAAGCCCGACUCUCGCGCCGGCUUCUUCGCCGCCUUCCUCACCGCCCAAGGAAAGGUGCUCCAUGAUGUCUUUAUCUAUCCGACGCUAGGAUCUUCCUUCCACGAGCAAACGAACAAAACCGAGGAUGCAGGAUUCUUGGUAGAAGUGGAUGGCGAUCAAGUCCCCACUUUACUCAAACACUUGAAGCGACAUAAACUGAGAGCGAAAUUGCAAAUGAGGUUGGUGGAACAAGGGGAAUUGGACAUUUGGGCCACAUGGAAGGAAGCGGAAAAAUGGACGCCAUUUUCCGGUGUCGCUGGGGAAGGAUCCAAUGUGGAUGACCGAGGAAACUUGACAUUGGUGGAUUCAAGAGCUAUGGGGAUGGGUCAACGUAUCCUAUUGCCUUCGACUACGAAAUUGGAUACUUUGCCGGCAAUGGAGGGCAUUCAAGAUGCAGGGCUGGAUGCGUAUACGAUUCGCAGAUAUCUACGCGGUGUUCCUGAAGGCCAACAGGAGAUUCCUAGGGAUGAUGUUCUGCCCAUGAACAGCAAUUUCGACAUUAUGGGAGGUAUUGAUUUCAAAAAGGGGUGUUAUGUUGGUCAGGAAUUGACGAUUCGGACGCAUCAUACUGGAGUUGUCAGAAGACGUAUCUUACCGGUUACGCUAUUUGAUGCUGUAGCUGCGCCUCCGGAGAAGAUGCAAUAUGAGGCUUCGACAUCUUUUGCUACGCCUGAGCGCAAUACGGAUAUCAAGAUUGACGGAAAGAGAGGCAAACCUGGCAGAUGGAUUAAUGGGGUUGGCAAUAUUGGGUUGGCGAUGUGUAGGUUGGAGUUGAUGACGGAUUUGCAGGUUACGGGUGAACCUAGCACGUUUAGUCCUGAGGAUAGAUUUGUUGUCAAGACUGGUGCUGAGGAAGAUGCGCAGACAUUGGGUGUCAAGGCUUUCGUUCCUGAUUGGAUGAAGAGCAAGAUUAGAGCUCCGAAGUUGCAGAGGAGGGUCGAGUAGAAUGGAUAUGCUUGACUAUGUACAUGUAGAAGAUUUUGUCAAACAUGUCACCAACUCUCCCCUGUUCCUAACACCUCUUGUCCUUUCAGGAAAUCACGGCUUUGCUUUUCUCCCAUCCAUUGCGGUUGUGUUCGGUCUAUGCCUUCUUCAAUACCCCAUGCUCGACCACCUUCGACAUAGAGAGCUUCUCCGUUAAGUGAGUUUGCAACCAUGACCCCAGCAAUAACUCUAGCAACGUCUAUCGCUUUA
Messenger RNA from Aureobasidium pullulans EXF-150, 1486 nucleotides. RefSeq names its product Aminomethyltransferase folate-binding domain-containing protein. The coding region runs from base 53 to 1237 and encodes 394 amino acids. Gene Ontology annotation, cellular component: mitochondrial matrix. The transcript is spliced from 2 exons. Gene Ontology annotation, molecular function: protein binding. The record is from RefSeq and is a predicted model, not a curated record. Lineage: Eukaryota; Fungi; Ascomycota; Dothideomycetes; Dothideales; Saccotheciaceae.